Molecule: messenger RNA, 291 nt
Organism: Ambispora leptoticha
Lineage: Eukaryota; Fungi; Glomeromycota; Glomeromycetes; Archaeosporales; Ambisporaceae
Source: the annotation of a GenBank genome assembly
AUGGCAGGAAACACUAAAACAAUUGUGAUAUUCCCAAAUGUUGAAAUAUGUGAAGAACCAACAGAACUGGAAUUAAAAGAUGUUGCUGUCUUCUCGGCUCUAGAUCGUAAACUUGAACGUUAUCGCAAACGUAGAAUGAUGCAUGAACGAGCUGGUCGUAUCCUAAGACCACACAUACCCUCAUCCUCAUCCUCAUCUGACUCUUCAAUUUCAUUGGCGUUGUUGUUCGCUUUCGUAGUUGUCUUUUGUGGAGAUUCAAAUACUAAUUAUUCAUACCAAAAGAACAAUUGA